Molecule: messenger RNA, 6328 nt
Organism: Mandrillus leucophaeus (drill)
Lineage: Eukaryota; Metazoa; Chordata; Mammalia; Primates; Cercopithecidae
Gene: PHKA1
Product: phosphorylase kinase, alpha 1 (muscle)
Exons: 33
Coding region: 432-4154 (1240 amino acids)
Biological process (GO): glycogen metabolic process
Cellular component (GO): phosphorylase kinase complex
Molecular function (GO): calmodulin binding
Source: RefSeq, a predicted model, not a curated record
CGCCCCGCCUACCGCUUUCGUCUCCCGCAAGGUGCAGGCGGCGCAGCGGUCGCUGACCUGUUGGCGGCGGCCGGGCGGGAGGCUGUGGGCCGCGGAGGUCUCCCGGGGUUGAGCGGAGGAUGCAGGAGCCACGCGCGGAGGCCGGACGGGACUAACGGGGCAGGAGUGGCUACUGGGGCGCUGCGGUGGGGCUCUAGACCGUGGGAGGCCGGUGCUAGUGCUGGCGCGUGGUGGGCCCCGGAGGCCGCUGGAGUCCGGAGAGCUACGUGGAACCCGCAGCGCCAGGCCUGAGGGUGGGAGGGCUCUGCGGCGCCUGGCGUUCAGGCCUCCCACCACGAGGGUGGAGCAGCGUUGGAUACUUGUUCCUUAGGGACCGAAGGCUCCGGUGGCACCCGGGCUGUUUCUCAGAGGACGAUUAGUAACGUCUCGCCAUGAGGAGCCGAAGUAACUCCGGGGUCCGGCUGGACGGCUAUGCUCGGCUGGUGCAACAGACCAUCCUGUGCCAUCAGAAUCCAGUGACUGGCUUGCUCCCAGCCAGCUAUGAUCAGAAAGAUGCUUGGGUCCGAGAUAACGUGUACAGCAUCUUGGCUGUGUGGGGUUUGGGCCUGGCCUAUCGGAAGAAUGCAGACCGGGAUGAGGAUAAGGCAAAGGCCUAUGAAUUGGAGCAGAGUGUAGUGAAGCUGAUGAGAGGACUACUGCACUGUAUGAUCAGACAGGUGGAUAAAGUAGAAUCCUUCAAAUAUAGUCAGAGUACUAAGGAUAGCCUCCAUGCCAAGUACAACACCAAAACCUGUGCCACUGUAGUGGGUGAUGAUCAAUGGGGACACCUGCAGUUGGAUGCUACCUCUGUGUACCUGCUCUUCUUAGCGCAAAUGACUGCCUCAGGACUCCAUAUCGUCCACAGCCUAGAUGAAGUCAAUUUCAUACAGAACCUUGUGUUUUACAUUGAAGCUGCAUAUAAAACUGCUGACUUCGGGAUAUGGGAACGUGGAGACAAGACCAACCAAGGGAUCUCAGAGUUGAAUGCCAGUUCAGUUGGAAUGGCAAAGGCAGCCCUGGAAGCAUUAGAUGAACUGGAUCUGUUUGGUGUAAAAGGUGGGCCUCAAUCCGUUAUCCAUGUCCUGGCUGAUGAAGUACAACACUGCCAGUCUAUCCUGAAUUCACUACUGCCCCGUGCUUCAACAUCAAAAGAGGUUGAUGCUAGUCUACUCUCAGUGGUUUCUUUCCCUGCCUUUGCAGUAGAGGAUAGCCAGUUGGUGGAGCUCACGAAACAGGAAAUCAUCACCAAGCUUCAGGGUCGUUAUGGUUGCUGUCGCUUUCUACGAGAUGGAUAUAAAACUCCUAAAGAGGAUCCCAAUCGUCUGUACUAUGAACCAGCUGAGCUGAAGCUAUUUGAAAACAUUGAGUGUGAAUGGCCAUUGUUCUGGACAUACUUUAUUCUUGAUGGGGUCUUCAGUGGCAAUGCAGAACAGGUUCAAGAGUAUAGAGAGGCUCUUGAAGCAGUCCUCAUCAAGGGCAAAAAUGGAGUCCCACUUCUGCCAGAGCUGUACAGUGUUCCUCCUGACAGGGUCGAUGAAGAAUAUCAGAAUCCUCACACUGUGGACCGAGUCCCCAUGGGGAAAUUACCUCACAUGUGGGGUCAGUCUCUAUAUAUUUUAGGAAGCUUGAUGGCAGAGGGAUUUUUAGCCCCUGGAGAAAUUGAUCCCCUGAAUCGCAGGUUUUCUACUGUACCAAAGCCAGAUGUUGUGGUUCAAGUCUCCAUUCUAGCUGAAACAGAAGAAAUCAAGGCCAUUUUGAAGGACAAGGGAAUUGACGUGGAGACCAUUGCUGAGGUAUACCCCAUCAGAGUACAACCAGCUCGUAUUCUCAGCCACAUUUAUUCCAGCCUAGGAUGCAACAAUAGAAUGAAACUCAGUGGACGACCCUACAGACACAUGGGAGUGCUUGGAACUUCAAAACUCUAUGACAUUCGGAAAACUAUCUUUACUUUCACUCCACAGUUUAUAGACCAGCAACAGUUCUACCUGGCUCUGGACAACAAGAUGAUAGUGGAAAUGCUUAGAACAGACCUCUCCUACCUCUGUAGCCGCUGGCGGAUGACAGGCCAGCCCACCAUCACCUUCCCCGUCUCACACAGCAUGCUUGAUGAAGAUGGAACAAGCUUGAAUUCAAGUAUCCUGGCAGCACUCCGAAAAAUGCAAGAUGGCUAUUUUGGUGGGGCAAGGGUUCAAACAGGUAAAUUGUCAGAGUUUUUAACAACAUCUUGUUGCACACACUUGAGCUUCAUGGACCCUGGACCUGAGGGUAAGCUGUACAGUGAAGAUUAUGAUGACAACUAUGAUUACCUGGAAUCUGCCAACUGGAUGAAUGAUUAUGAUUCAACCAGUCGUGCUCGCUGUGGUGAUGAAGUUGCUCGUUAUUUAGAUCACCUUUUGGCGCACACUGCUCCCCAUCCUAAACUAGCCUCUACCUCACAGAAGGGAGGGCUAGAUCGGUUCCGAGCUGCUGUGCAAACAACCUGCGACUUAAUGUCCUUGGUGACCAAGGCCAAGGAACUGCAUGUACAGAAUGUUCACAUGUAUCUUCCUAUGAAGUUAUUUCAGGCUUCCCGGCCUUCAUUCAAUUUACUUGAUUCAUCUCAUUCCCGACAGGAGAACCAGGUUCCCUCUGUUCGUGUAGAAAUACAUCUUCCUAGAGACCAGUCUGGGGAGGUUGACUUUAAAGCACUGGUUUUACAGUUCAAGGAGACCUCAAGCUUACAGGAACAAGCUGAUAUCCUCUAUAUGCUGUAUACUAUGAAAGGACCUGACUGGAACACUGAAUUGUAUAAUGAAGGGAGUGCUACAGUCAGAGAGCUUCUUACCGAGCUGUAUGGCAAAGUGGGAGAAAUUCGUCACUGGGGCCUGAUUCGAUACAUUUCUGGGAUCUUAAGGAAGAAAGUGGAAGCACUUGAUGAGGCCUGCACAGACCUUCUCUCCCACCAGAAACAUUUGACAGUGGGACUUCCUCCAGAACCUCGAGAAAAGACUAUCUCUGCACCUCUGCCCUAUGAGGUGCUCACUCAGCUGAUAGAUGAAGCCAGUGAAGGGGAUAUGAGCAUUUCAAUCCUUACACAGGAAAUAAUGGUAUAUCUAGCCAUGUAUAUUCGAACCCAGCCUGGCCUCUUUGCUGAAAUGUUUCGACUUCGAAUUGGUCUGAUCAUACAAGUUAUGGCAACAGAACUGGCCCACUCCCUUCGAUGCUCAGCUGAGGAAGCCACGGAGGGCCUGAUGAAUCUCAGUCCUUCGGCCAUGAAGAAUCUCCUGCAUCACAUUCUCAGCGGCAAGGAGUUUGGAGUGGAACGAAGCGUUCGUCCCACUGAUUCAAAUGUCAGUCCUGCUAUUUCUAUCCACGAGAUUGGUGCUGUUGGAGCAACCAAAACAGAACGAACUGGGAUCAUGCAGUUAAAAAGUGAGAUAAAGCAGGUGGAAUUUCGUAGACUGUCAAUCUCAGCUGAGAGUCAGUCCAAUGGUGGUCAUCCCCUCGGUAUAGAUUUAAUGUCACCAUCUUUUCUGUCACCUGGAACCUCUAUGACUCCAAGUAGUGGGUCCUUUCCUGGUGCAUAUGAUCAGCAGUCAUCUAAAGAUAGUCGUCAAGGUCAAUGGCAACGCCGAAGAAGGCUGGAUGGGGCACUGAAUAGAGUCCCAGUUGGAUUUUAUCAAAAAGUAUGGAAAGUUUUGCAGAAGUGUCACGGACUUUCUGUGGAAGGGUUUGUCCUUCCUUCUUCUACCACUAGAGAGAUGACUCCAGGUGAGAUUAAAUUCUCUGUUCAUGUGGAGUCUGUCCUGAAUCGUGUACCUCAGCCAGAGUACCGCCAGCUGUUGGUUGAAGCCAUCCUUGUCCUUACCAUGCUGGCAGAUAUUGAAAUUCAUAGCAUCGGAAGCAUCAUUGCUGUGGAAAAGAUAGUGCAUAUUGCCAAUGACUUGUUCCUUCAAGAACAGAAAACCCUCGGCGCAGAUGAUAUCAUGUUGGCAAAGGAUCCCGCAUCUGGCAUCUGUACUCUUCUGUAUGACAGUGCACCCAGUGGCAGGUUUGGCACCAUGACCUACCUCUCCAAGGCAGCCGCCACCUACGUGCAGGAGUUCCUGCCCCACAGCAUCUGUGCCAUGCAAUGAGGGCUUUGGUUCCUGGCUUCUGGGAGCCUUUUGACAGUUGGUCCCUGCCUCGGUUGAUUGUGCAUGGAACUAAAGUGUUGUUGCCUAAUCACUCUGACCCUGCCCCUUUCUGUCCCAUCCUUCCCAAGAAGAGAGAACUUCUUCGAUAAACUAACUACUUUAGAAGAAGUGAACACUUACCUGGAGGCUCACCUUGCAGAACCAGUGACAAUCUUAUGAGUAUAAUGAACACUCAACCAGGCCUGUCAUGACUGGCUUUAUUUCUUUCAUCAUCCAUAAAAGUUUGCAUGUGUUUUUAUUCUCUAGAUCUGUUACCAACAUAGUUUUCUAACUCCUGUUUGGGGAGCAAGUGUUAAUAAUAACUUAUUCCUAAAGCUUGGUUUUUCUUAUUUGUGAUUUUAUUGUGUAUAUGAGUGGUGGCUACUUUGGGACAUUAUUUCAAAUGAAUAACUCUAAAUUGUUAAGUAUUUAUGUUUCUAUAAAUUAGAAUUAUCUAUUCUAAGUGCCUUUUCUUAGGAAAAGAGAGUACUGGAUCAUGGUUUUCUUCCUUACUUACAGGUUGCCUCACACUGAGUGAUAAAAUUGUUUCUGUGUAGAAUCAUUGUCUCUACUGUUGCCCUGUCUGUGUCUGCACAUAUAAUGCCUCUCUCGCUUUGGUGAAAUAUCCAAAAAUGCAAGUGCAGCGUGCAUAUUUAAGAAUUUCUGAACUAACACUUGAAAUCACAUUUUAUAAAGGUUGUUGCUACUCAGAGAUGUAUUUGCAGCAGAAAAUGCAGAAUAACCCAGAGAAAUGGAGCCCUGAGCCCAACUCCAGAGAGGAAGGGAAAGAAGAAAAGAUGCCUAGACAAUGUCUUAUAUAUAGGGGAAGAGAGAGGGAAUCAGAGGUGGCUUAGUUCCCUGAAGACAGCCUUAUAUGCCUAAUCCCUGCCUUUGAAAAAUGGGCCAAUACACAACACAGAUAAUAAUUUGAAGCCUCUGUCUUGAGCAAAGAUAAAUUCAGCAGUCCAGUCUAUAGCUGCUCUACUUAGCAUUCUUUUCAUGUGCUCUUGGUCUCUGUCUCACUCACCUACUUUCUACCACAUCCAACUCAACUCCCUGACACCCCACCCCCCAUCUAUUCUUAAACUUUUUCAUAUAUAUCUUCACUUCCUAAUUCUAGUGUACAUAUCCCUGUAUACAUGGUAUCUGUGGGCAUAUGUCUGUUUCUUAUAAAGACACAUAUUUGUGCAUGCGUGUGUGUGUGUGUGUGUGUGUGUGUGUGUGUGUGUAAGCAUACAUGGGAAUUUUUAUGAAUGUAAGCAGUUUUGAUGUGUCUGUAUGUCAAUCUGUAUCUACAUUUGAUGGUCUGAGUAAGAAUGUUGCAUGUGAGAGAGGGGGUGUAACUGUGGACUCAGAUUGACACACACAGGUUGGUGGAAGAAUAGCUUUAGUCUUCUUCCUUGGUCCCAUGUGUAGGUAACCUUGCUUGACAAAUCUUUCUCCUAACUUUCCUUCUUCUGAAUUGUGCAUAGAGAGUCUGCUAACUUCCCUGUUUGCACUCAGAUAACUUCCUACUUCAACCCCCUCCUUUAUCUUGGAUUUCUAAGGUUUUUCCCCAAUAAUGGGAAUGGUGAGGGUGGGGAUGAGAGACUCUCUAAACAAUUUUUGCAGAACCAGUGACAAUCUUAUGAAUACAAUGAUUAAGUAAGUAUAUAGUAGGGUGAUAGAAUACAGAUAGUAGAAACAAAGAGAGUACAGCCAACCUUUUCAGCACUUCUCUCAGCAAAUGGAAACACACAGUAAGUAGCUUUCUGACUACAUUAUUUUCUGGUCACUUUUAAAGAAAGUUUACAACCUGUUUUGAAACUAUUUGUCUUUUCACUGGCUGUAAGUGUACCCCAAUCUCAGGGAGUAUAUCUGGAGUGCCCCAGGCAAAAGAUCCACUCAUUCGCCUGAACUGACUCGAAGGGCUGCAUUUCUCUGAGUUUACGAAAUUGUGUCAUUAUGGUCCCCAUACAGUGGUAUUUAACUUUUAAAGCAACUUUUAAGAAAACUCUACUUGUAUUUUGUUCAUUUUAAGUGUGUGGUACUAAAAAGACAUGUUAGACUUUUUCAAAAAGCACUUAUGUUUUGAAAAUAGAAUAAAUAAUAAGAAUUUCCAAUUAAAUCAUGUCUGGUGCCAAUGUGUAAAACUU